AUGGCUCCAGCGGUGGUGGCAUCGAUGCCGGCUAUGAAGCCGCCAUCAAUCGGACAGAGGGCAAAGACGACAAAUAUCUAUGCCCAACCGUUCGCUCUGACGGAUCACUACAAAGCAGCACGUUCGACCAGCAAUGAGUCGAGCGCGGGAAGGAAAGAUGACUUUGUGCCCGAAUUGAACCUCGGCUUGGCCUGUCCGGAAUGCAAAGCAGAUCCUGCUAAUUUGGUGGAAGUAUUUGAUAGUGGAGAUAUGGUCUGUGCAGAUUGUGGAAUGGUGGUUGGCGAUAAGAUUAUCGAUACUCGAUCUGAAUGGCGUACAUUUGCCAAUGAAGAGGGAGAUGACCCAUCCCGUGUCGGUUCUUCGAAUAAUCCAUUGAUGGACGGCUUGACGGAACAAUUGGAUACCCGUAUCAGCUACAAAGAUGGAGGAUCGGGAGCAGCCAGAGAUUUACAACGUGCUAUGAACCGCGGCGUGGUGCCAUCGAAUCGUGUAAUCUUGGAUGCAUUCGAUGAUAUUCAAAGGAAGUGUGAUCAAGUUCAUUUGCCGCGGGUUGUCUCUGAUACUGCCAAGCAUAUGUUCAAACAGGUUGAACAAGAUCAAAUCUUGCGUGGUAAGCAACGUGAUGCAAUCAUUGCCGCUGCUAUUUAUUGUGCUUGUAAGACCAAUAAAGUUCCACGUACUUUCCGUGAAAUUUGUCAAUUGACAAAUGUCAGUCAAAAAUUGAUUGGAAAAUGUUUCAAAGAGAUGCAAUCUGCUUAUGGUCUCAACCUUCAUCGUGCACCUGAUGCUGGAGGUGCGAAUGGUAUUGAUGCCGAUUCUGCCGUUUCUCCUACCAAUGCAGUCGAUCUUGUCGGCCGUUUUUGCAAUCAUUUGGGCUUGGAUAUGAGCGUGACAAAAUGCACAGAAGAUGUGGCAGGAUUGUUACGUGACAAGGGUAUUUUAGCAGGCAGAAGUCCAAUCACAGUGGCAGCAACGUGUAUCUAUCUGAUCACACGAAUGCUUGGACAAGAUGUCAGUGCGAAAAAGAUCAGUGCAGCAGCCGGAGUAUCGGAUGUGACGAUCAAAGGAUCUUCGAGAACUCUGUCUUCUUUGCGCAACGAUUGGCUAACGCCUGCCAUUUUGGCAAAGUACCCAAAGUUUGACAUCAAUCGUUUGCCUUAA
Meira miltonrushii is the source of this 1161-nucleotide messenger RNA. RefSeq names its product putative SUA7-TFIIB subunit, factor E. Lineage: Eukaryota; Fungi; Basidiomycota; Exobasidiomycetes; Exobasidiales; Brachybasidiaceae. Gene Ontology annotation, cellular component: transcription preinitiation complex; nucleus. The transcript has 2 exons. The record is from RefSeq and is a predicted model, not a curated record. Gene Ontology annotation, biological process: transcription initiation at RNA polymerase II promoter; transcription preinitiation complex assembly. Gene Ontology annotation, molecular function: TBP-class protein binding; RNA polymerase II general transcription initiation factor activity. The coding region runs from base 1 to 1161 and encodes 386 amino acids.